Molecule: messenger RNA, 1524 nt
Organism: Pogoniulus pusillus (Red-fronted tinkerbird)
Lineage: Eukaryota; Metazoa; Chordata; Aves; Piciformes; Lybiidae
Gene: OTP
Product: orthopedia homeobox
Exons: 2
Biological process (GO): neuron differentiation; regulation of DNA-templated transcription
Molecular function (GO): DNA-binding transcription factor activity, RNA polymerase II-specific; DNA binding
Source: RefSeq, a predicted model, not a curated record
UAUGCCCGGCUUCAGGGGAGUGACCGCGGCUCCUUUGCUUCUGCAGGGAUGAAAGAUGCAGCCGAGCUGCUGGGACACCGGGAGGCGGUGAAGUGUCGGCUGGGUGUAGGGGGCUCGGAUCCGGGGGGACACCCAGGAGACAUGGCUCCCAACUCGGACACGGUGGAAGGGACCACCCUGCUGCCGGGAGAAGACAUCACAACGGUGGGAUCCAACCCCAGCUCCUUAGCCGUCAGCUCCAAAGACCCCGACAAGCAGCAAGGCCAGCAAGGGGGCCAGAACCCCAGCCAGGCUGGGCAGCAGCAGGGGCAGCAGAAGCAGAAGCGGCACCGCACCCGCUUCACUCCGGCGCAGCUCAACGAGCUGGAGAGGAGCUUCGCCAAGACCCACUACCCAGACAUCUUCAUGCGAGAAGAGCUAGCACUGCGCAUCGGCCUCACCGAGUCCCGAGUGCAGGUCUGGUUCCAGAAUCGUCGGGCCAAGUGGAAGAAGCGCAAGAAGACCACCAAUGUCUUCCGCGCUCCGGGAACGCUGCUGCCGACGCCGGGACUGCCGCAGUUCCCCUCGGCCGCCGCCGCAGCCGCCGCCGCCAUGGGCGACAGCCUCUGCUCCUUCCACGCCAACGAUACGCGCUGGGCCGCGGCUGCCAUGCCGGGCGUGUCGCAGCUGCCACUGCCGCCGGCGCUGGGCCGGCAGCAGGCCAUGGCACAGUCCCUCUCGCAGUGCAGCCUGGCAGCAGGGCCGCCGCCCAACUCCAUGGGCCUCUCCAACAGCCUGGCGGGCUCCAACGGCGCCGGGCUGCAGUCACACCUCUACCAGCCCGCCUUCCCCGGCAUGGUGCCCGCCUCUCUGCCCGGCCCCAGUAACGUGACGGGCUCGCCCCAGCUCUGCAGCUCCCCUGACAGCAGCGACGUGUGGCGGGGAACCAGCAUCGCCUCCCUUCGCCGCAAAGCACUAGAGCACACAGUCUCCAUGAGCUUCACCUAAUGGCUGUCGCCUCGCCCCGCGCCAACGCCGCCGCCGUCGUCACCUUGUUCCGUGCUCCUGCCUCGCCCGUUUGCCCCGGCCCGCCCCGGCUCCCCGCCUUCCCCCACCUGACUUUCCAGGGAGUCGACUCAGGAUCUGAAAUCAGACGCGAAGGGACUGGUCUGUGGGCCGAGACCCCUGCCUUCCCUCCCCUCAGUCCCUCUGACCCCAUUUAAAUCACUGCGCUGACCCGCGCAUCUCCUCCACUCCAACUGGCCCGGCCUGCUCGGCAACCGCCUCUCCACUGCGGCGGAGGGGCUCGGGGCCUCCCCGCGGCUGGCCCUGCUUCCCUUCCCCGCCACCACUCGGCGCUCCCGCCGGACUCCCGGCCUGGCAUGAAAAAAACCCAACCAAACAAAAAAGGCAUCUUGGUUUCGUUUCCUUAAUUUUUUGUGGUUUAUUUUAAGAGCAGCCACCCGCCGCCGGUCCCCUCAGCUGCGAGGGCGCCGUCGGAGGGCGGGCGCGCGGGUCAGUGGGACGGUACGGAGACCCCAGAGA